AUGGACGGUUUUGUUAAGAGGAACAGAACUGCUAUUGUGGCUGCAAUCGCUACAAUUGCUGCAGGGUCUGCUGCGGUCGGUGCGUACUAUUACUACAAACAGUUGCAAGAUGAAGUCGCUGCAAGAGGAGGUUCUCCCGAUUCAGAUUUGACUGCUGGCUCUACUUCUUCAAAGAGUAAAUCUAAUAAGAAAAAUAAGAAAAAGAAUAAGAAAAAGGCUAAGAGUCACGAUUAUCCUAUAUUGACUAAUGGUGAACCGGAUCUUGAACAGAUCAUGGCUUUAUCUUCCGAAAAGAAGGACACUAUUGCUACACUAUUGAAGGAUAAAGGUAAUGAAUUUUUCAAGGCUCAAAAUAUGCAAGAAGCUUUGAAAUAUUAUAAUCACGCUUUGAAAUUGAAACAAGACCCAGUAUAUUAUUCUAACAUAUCUGCAUGUUACGUUACCUUAAAUGAUCAAGAGAAAGUCAUUGAAUUCACUACAAAGGCAUUGGAAUUAAGAUCUGAUUAUUCAAAGGCUUUGCUAAGAAGAGCCUCUGCCUAUGAAGCCUUAGAACGUUACUCUGAUGCAAUGUUUGAUUUAUCUGUGUUAUCUUUAAAUAACGACUAUAGCGGUGCUUCUAUUGAACCAAUGUUAGAACGUAACUUGAACAAACAAGCAAUGAGAGUAUUGAAAGAAAAAUUGAGUAUCUCAGAUGAUGAUGAAGCUGCUGUUCCUGUCAUUGCUCAGCAAUUGCCUUCGAAUACUGCUAUGGCUUCAUUCUUUGGUAUCUUUAAACCAGAAACUACUUUUGAUAAUUACGAUGAAAAUAAUGAAAAUGAUAAAUUAUUGAAAAAUGGUUUAACUGAAUUAUAUUCAGCAACUAAUGAAGGUUAUUUAAAGGCUGAAAAAGAUUUUGAUAUUGCUGCAAAGGGAUUCGUCGAACUAUAUGAAACUGAUAAGACUAAUGAGAUUGUUAAGAAUAAAUUGGCAAUUGCUUUGGAAUAUGUCGGUAUCUUUAAAUUCUUAAAGAACGAUUUGGUUGGUGCUCAAGAAAAUAUUAAAAAAGCCAUUAAUCUACAUCCUCGGGUCAAUUCUUAUAUCUAUAUGGCUUUAACCAUGGCUGAUAAAGGUGAUACUCAGGAUUAUUUCACUUACUUCGAUAAAGCUCUUGAAUUGGAUCCAAAUUGUUCCGCUACUUAUUAUCAUAGAGGUCAAUUAUAUUUCAUUACUCAGAAAUAUGAUUUGGCUAGAGCUGAUUUUGUUAAAUCUAAAGAAUCUGAUGAAAAUAAUAUUUUCCCUUACAUUCAAUUAGCAUGUCUAGAGUAUCGCGAAUCUAAUUUUGAAGGUUGUAAAGAACAUUUUGAUAUUGCAAGACAGAAAUUUCCAAUUGCUCCAGAAGUUCCAACUUUCUUUGCUGAAAUUUUAGCUGAUAAAGGAGAUUUUGAAGAAGCUACUAAACAAUAUGAAAUCGCCAGAAAAUUAGAAAAACAACAAUCAACAAUUCGUGUUGGUAUUGCGCCUUUGGUAGGUAAAGCUACCGUAAUCUCUAGACAACCAAGUAUUGAAAACUUUAAAGAAGCCUCAGUGUUAUUCGAAGAAGCUUGUAAACUUGACCCAAGAUCCGAACAAGCUAAGGUUGGUUUAGCUCAAUUGAAAUUACAAGAAGAAGAUGUUGACAACGCCAUCACUUUGUUCGAAGAAGCAGCUGAUCUAGCUAGAACCAUUGAAGAAAAAUUACAAGCUACAACAUUUGCUGAAGCUGCUAAAGUUCAAAAGAGAAUUAGAGCUGACCCUGUCGUUAGAGCUAAAGUUGAAGAAGCUUUGGCUCAGUAUCGUGCACAAGGUCAUAUGUGA
This is a messenger RNA of Maudiozyma barnettii, 1833 nucleotides long. It is a transcript of the gene TOM71, whose product is annotated as protein channel TOM71. The transcript has a single exon. Gene Ontology annotation, molecular function: protein binding. The record is from RefSeq and is a predicted model, not a curated record. Gene Ontology annotation, cellular component: mitochondrial outer membrane. NCBI's taxonomy places the organism in Eukaryota, Fungi, Ascomycota, Saccharomycetes, Saccharomycetales, Saccharomycetaceae. Bases 1 to 1833 code for a protein of 610 amino acids.